AUGGCCGCGAACAUCAAAGGCGGCCUGGACCUGACCCGCCAGGAGGCCAUGGCCAUCGCGGCCCUCGCCACAAUCGGAAUCUAUAACGCCGUCGAGAUCUACGUCCUCAUCUUCAGCACCUUUCGCCAGUGCCGCGGCCGCUACUUCUGGAGCAUGAUCGUCGCCAAUACAGGCAUCUUUGUUCACGCCAUUGUGUCUCUCAUCCGCUACCUCUGCCGCGGCGACACCGUCGUCCCGGGAGCGUUCGCGCUGCUCGCGUGGUGCGCCAUGGUGACGGGCCAGUCCGUCGUGCUGUGGUCGCGGCUGCACCUCGUCGUGUACAAGCGCACGUCGCUGCGCCUGGUGCUGGCCCUCAUCGUCGCCAACGGGUGCGCGAUACACAUCCCCAUGGUGGUUCUGUGGGUGCUGUGCUGGGCGGCGCCGGCGCAGGACCAGGCGGGGUGGCUUGCGCGCUACGGCGUGUACGAAAAGGUGUCGAUUGUGGUGUUUGCGCUGCAGGAGACGUUCAUCACGAGCAUCUUUGCGUGGCAGGGGUUUUUCAGUUUGAAGCCGCUGUUUACGUUCAAGACGAGGGCGGCCAGGUUGAUGUCGUGGUACCUCCUCGGGCUCUUCCUCCUCGUCUUGUUACUGGAUGUCGGGCUGAUUGUGCUCGAGUACACGAAUAACUUUGUGUUCCAGACGACGAGCAAGCCCUUGGUCUACAGCAUCAAGCUCAAGGUCGAGUUCACGGUGCUAAACCAGCUGCUCGCCUUCACCAAGAUGAGCUCGUGUGAUUGCCACCACCUGGAUGACACACCGGGAGCGUACACCAAGGGCCUCAUUAUUCAGGACACCACCGGCACUACGAAAGGCUUGACGCAAGCGCAGAGGGAGAUGAUGCAGGGAGGACCGAUGGCGUCGCCCGAGCCGGAUCGGCCGGAUCACAUAUUCGACGGGACGCGGCCAGUUUCCGUCGAGGAGAGGACAUGA
Colletotrichum orchidophilum is the source of this 969-nucleotide messenger RNA. RefSeq lists its product as uncharacterized. The transcript has a single exon. The coding region runs from base 1 to 969 and encodes 322 amino acids. NCBI's taxonomy places the organism in Eukaryota, Fungi, Ascomycota, Sordariomycetes, Glomerellales, Glomerellaceae. The record is from RefSeq and is a predicted model, not a curated record.